Molecule: messenger RNA, 375 nt
Organism: Neurospora hispaniola
Lineage: Eukaryota; Fungi; Ascomycota; Sordariomycetes; Sordariales; Sordariaceae
Product: ribosomal protein L36-domain-containing protein
Exons: 2
Coding region: 1-375 (124 amino acids)
Biological process (GO): translation
Cellular component (GO): ribosome
Molecular function (GO): structural constituent of ribosome
Source: RefSeq, a predicted model, not a curated record
AUGUCGAACCUCUUCCGGUCGCUCGCAUCCUCGAUGCGCGCGCUUUCCCUCGCCGCUCCUCGCGCGACUGCCGUCAAUUCCACCAAGACCGUUGUCUCGGCAUACCAGACACGAUGCCUCUCUCAGGGUCUCCUCUCCCGCCACAUUUGCACGCCCAUGUGCUCCCAUAACAGACCCGUCGCCGUGUCCCAAAGCGCCAAGAACGGCCUGCCGUCGAAGCAGCAAUCGAGGGGCAUGAAGGUUCACUCCGCUAUCAAGAAGCGAUGCGAGCAUUGCAAGGUCGUGCGUCGCAAGGCCAACAAGAGGCAAAACGGCUACCUCUACAUCAUCUGCCCUGCGAAUCCCAGACACAAGCAGCGCCAGGGCUACCGGUGA